GGACCAACUCAAAGCUGCCCCGUACCCACACCACCAACACACACCGUCCCUCCACAACCAAUAACAAUGCUGCUGCCUCACAGACAUACAUUCAUACAGACGUAAAUAUAUAAAUUCAGUAAAUUCAUACACACACACACACGCAAACACACACAAAUAUAUACAUUACACUCAAAGGCAUCUGUUCUUAUUUUUUAGUGUAGGACAGUAGGGAGUGAAAUUAACGUCCAUUUUGGUGAUCAGGACACACACACACCGUCAACUCUGGAAGACUCUCUCUCUCUCACCACAUAGUAAAGACAAGGAUGAGGUGGGUGGUGGUGGUGCUGCUGCUGCCAACACUAACGCUCGCCCUCUCACGUCACCCUCAUCCUCCACAACCUGUCAAUAUACUUAACAUACAGCCUAAUUAUAUUUUAUCAUCAUCUACACACAAGGAGAGUAACAGUGCAAAUCACAUUAACUAUCUUAAACAUGAGGAUUUAUCCCCACAAGCUAUGUUACAGCAAGAAAGUAAGAUGCUCUCCUCUUUGUUGAAGAUUUUACCCAGUCAAUUUACGAUUAAACUGAAUGUAAAGUCACCAUUGUCUACUCAGGGUGUGGUCCGGGUCAAUGCUGAGUCUACUCACACAAGCCUCAGUGAGAACACCCAAACACCUCUUCUCUCCUUCACCACUACAAACAAAACUGGUUACUUUGCUUUCACAGUUACUUCCUCCCACAAGCCCGCCCACACACAGCCCUCCUCCACCCUCCCGCCCCCACCCACUGCCAAGACACUGCACAAACAUAACACUGAAGAUAAGAACCUGAGACACAGUGUCGUCCAUGAAACAGAAGUAACACUGGGAGCCGACAGUGUAAACCUUGGAGUGACGCGUGAGAGAUAUAACGUAACUACAGCCACCGUCUCUCUGUACACCCCCUGCCUCAAGUGUUCACACGAUAAUUCAAUGUUCUUCUGGUCCUGGGAGGCCAUCUUGUUGGUGAGUCUGCCGGUGGGGUGGUUGUUGGUGCUGGCGGUGUUGUGCUGCCUCACUCGCACCCACUUAGGCAAGAAGCUGCUCAGGACACUGGGACUGCAUCCCCACCUCGACCACCACCCCGACCCUGAACUGGGACAUGGAAUGGGAAACAUCGACGGAAGUCCCGGGAUGAGAAGAUCUGUGGAAGAUACAGGGGAGAAUAUGAUGGAGAUGGAAGAGGAAGACAACGUGGCAGACGAAGAGGGAGGUCAGGUGACAGAGGCAGACAUAGAAGGAGAUAAGACAGACACAUACAUUAUGGAAGACGUGGACCUUAGUGUAACAAAUGUCAAUACAGAUAAAACUGUCGUGAGUGAGAGUCUGACCUUGAGGAGAUGUCACUCCUCGCCUGCGGUGGUACAAGAUAUUGCUGACUCCCAGAGAAGAUUACGGGCCCUCUCUCGCAUCCAGGAGGAAGGUUCUCACUGACGGUGUGGAUAACACUCUUCUUCCAUCACGUGAACAACAUGACGACUGUCUUCAUCCAUCACGUGAACAUCAUGACUACUGUCUUCAUCCAUCACGUGAACAACAUGACGAAUGUCUUCACCAUCACGUGAACAUUAUGACUACUGUCUUCACCAUCACGUGAACAACGUGACUACUGUCUUCAUCAUCAAUAUGAUGCAUUUCUUUGUGUACGAACCUCUGUCCUGCAUGGCAGUGAACAGUGACAUUACCCACAUGAAUCUGAC
Molecule: messenger RNA, 1720 nt
Organism: Homarus americanus (American lobster)
Lineage: Eukaryota; Metazoa; Arthropoda; Malacostraca; Decapoda; Nephropidae
Exons: 3
Coding region: 306-1454 (382 amino acids)
Source: RefSeq, a predicted model, not a curated record